Messenger RNA from Fukomys damarensis (Damara mole-rat), 1558 nucleotides. RefSeq names its product pygopus homolog 2-like. The coding region runs from base 1 to 1350 and encodes 449 amino acids. Gene Ontology annotation, biological process: virion assembly. NCBI's taxonomy places the organism in Eukaryota, Metazoa, Chordata, Mammalia, Rodentia, Bathyergidae. The transcript is spliced from 2 exons. The record is from RefSeq and is a predicted model, not a curated record.
AUGGGACAAACCUUGACCACUCCUUUGAGCCUCACUCUAGAUCAUUGGGCACAAGUGCGGGAGAGAGCGCAUAAUCUCUCCGUGGAGAUUAACAAGAAGAAAUGGAGAACUCUCUGCUCCUCAGAAUGGCCUACCUUCGGAGUCUCUUGGCCGCCUGAAGGAACCUUUAACUCUCAGAUUAUUUUACAGGUGAAGCAGCGCGUCUUCAGCCCUGGACCCAAUGGCCACCCCGAUCAAGUGCCCUAUGCAGUCACCUGGGAGUCGCUGGCCGUUGACCCCCCCCCUUGGAUAAAGCCUUUUGUUCUCACGGUCACUAAUCUGCCCCUCCCGGCUUCUUCUGCCAUGGCCUUAAUUUCCUCUCCUCCUCCUCUCACCCCUACUCCCGCUGUCCACCCCUCUCAGCCCCUGCCUUCUGCGCCACCCUCCCUGGAUCCGACCCUGCAGAAGAAUUCUCCAAAGACCCCUCCAGUGCUCCCACCGGACCCUAACUCGCCCCUCAUUGAUCUGCUAUCGGAGGAUCCUCCUCCAUAUGCUCAGCAGGGUUCUUCUGGAGGUCCUUCCAGGCCCCCGGCGAUUCCUGCCCCGUCAGCUCCUCCCACAUCCCCCGCGUCAUCACCGGUGGCGGGAAGAUUGAGGGGGAAACGAGAACCCUCUCCCCCUCCUGAGGCCGCCACCCGCCUUUUUCCACUAAGGGAGGGGCCAAACGGUCUCCAGUAUUGGCCUUUCUCUGCUUCAGAUCUCUAUAACUGGAAACAGCAUAACCCACCUUUUUCCAGAGAUCCCACUGCCUUGACUAACUUAAUUGAGUCCAUUUUGGUCACUCAUCAGCCCACUUGGGAUGAUUGCCAGCAAUUAUUGCAGGCGCUCCUCACCUCGGAGGAGCGACAAAGGGUUUACAUUGAAGCCCGGAAGAAUGUACCAGGCGAAGAUGGACGGCCCAUGCAGCUUCCCAACGAGAUUGAUGAUGCCUUUCCCCUCACCCGACCGAAUUGGGACCUUGCUACGCCGGCAGCCCAUUUGCAGGCGCUGCAUCUCGUACACUCUGAGAUUUGGAAACCUUUGGCCGAGGCUUAUGCUGAGCAGCGCAUCAGACCCAUAGCCCCUCAUCCCUUCCAACCGGGAGAUCUUGUCUGGAUCCGCAGACACCAAGCCAAGAACUUGGAACCACCUUGGAAGGGUCCCCACACUGUCCUUCUCACCACGCCUACUGCUGUGAAGGUCGACGGGAUAACUGCUUGGAUCCACGCUUCCCACAUCAAGGCAGCCACCUCUGAAGACCAAGUCGUCUCCUCCACAUGGCGGGCCCAUCGAACUCAAAAUCCCCUAAAGAUAAGACUAUCUCGCUCUUAAUUCUAUUUGCAUUUCCAUUUGUGUUCCCUGCCCAUUCCUGGCCCCUACCUGGCCAAGGGGGUUCCCCCCAUGCCCUUUAUAAUAUCACCUGGGUAAUUCAAAACACCAUGACAGGAGUCAUCGCCAACUCCACUUCAAGUAUAGCCCCUCUUUCUACCUGGUUCCCUGACCUGCUGGUAGAUAUCUGCGAUCUCGUGUCAUUAGAAUG